Talpa occidentalis (Iberian mole) is the source of this 1038-nucleotide messenger RNA. It is a transcript of the gene TATDN1, whose product is annotated as TatD DNase domain containing 1. Gene Ontology annotation, molecular function: 3'-5'-DNA exonuclease activity. The transcript has 6 exons. Lineage: Eukaryota; Metazoa; Chordata; Mammalia; Eulipotyphla; Talpidae. The record is from RefSeq and is a predicted model, not a curated record. Gene Ontology annotation, cellular component: cytosol.
UGAAAAACAGUUUGAACUCUCAGAACAAACAAAAUUGCCAAUGUUUCUUCACUGUCGAAACUCACAUGAUGAAUUCUUAGACAUAAUGAAAAGAAACAGAGAUCGAUGUGUAGGUGGGUGGUAAGUGCAUUCAUUUGAUGGUAGCAAGGAAGCAGCAGCUGCUUUGAUUGACUUGGAUCUCUAUGUAGGAUUUAAUGGUUGCUCACUGAAAACUGAGGCUAAUUUGGAAGUUUUGAAGUCAAUACCUAGUGAAAGACUAAUGAUUGAGACAGAUGCACCUUGGUGUGGAGUCAAAAGUACACAUGCUGGAUCAAAAUACGUAAAGACUUCAUUUCCCACCAAAAAGAAGUGGGAAAACAGGCACUGUUUGAAAGAUAGAAAUGAGCCCUGCCAUAUAAUUCAAAUACUGGAGAUAAUGUCAGCAGUAAGAGAUGAGGAUCCCCUGGAAUUAGCCAAUACACUGUAUAACAACACCAUGAAAAUAUUUUUUUCCUGACAUGUAACUGCUAUAUCUUCCAUUUUACAUCAUGUCUGUAAAAUUUCAUGGUAAAGUAUAUCAAAAGUUUUAAAAAAGGAAUCUGGAUUUAAAGACACGUUAUAUAUUGCUGUACACCAUCACCCUCAUUUUUAUCCAUAAAGUCAGAUCAGGAUUGUUUUAAUAUCACCACCUUUAAUGUCUUAGUUUAAAACAAUGAAAAACCCCCAAGUGUUUCAUCUUGUAAUCUCUUCAGAAGUCUAAAGGACAAUGUUAUGUCAGUGCUGCAAACACAGAACGGCUAACAAACAUACUGAUUUUUACAUCAAAAUUACACAAUUAGCACAUUCUGGUUUAUACCAAAGUUUACUCACACAAUCUCUGAAUCAUGACUUUCGAAGCCGGCUCAAUUACAGUGCUACUCUCAAAUUUCAAAAAAGUGUCUCAAUCAUUUCUGGCAGACUUUUUUCCUGAGUUGUAAAAUACUUCAUGUAUAGCCUUUAUCCUUUGGUCCAAAUUAUUUUAUUUCCUUGAUUUAAUGCAGUUUCCUCUGAGAAGCAUUU